CGGGUCACCAUGUCCCCGGGUGGCGGCCGGGGCUUGGUUCGCCUGCUGCUGAUCACCUGCGCGAUGGCCGGGCCGUCCCUGAGCCAGGAGUGUUCGGCGGAGAGAAUGGAGAAUUCCAUCAUCGACAUAGACUUGUCCCUGCCCCGGGGUGUCCGGGGCGCGGAGCCGCUGCGCGUCCCCGGUGCGGGCGCUUGUGUGCGCGCCUGCUGCUCGGGGCACAGCCUCGCAGGAGACAAGAAGUGUAAUUUGGUAAUUUUUUAUGCUGGAAGAACAAGAGCACAUCCAAACUGCUACCUGUUUCACUGCCCUACCACAGACGCUUGUCUGAUGAAACCUGCAAAAGGACUUGUGAGCUACAGGAUAACCACAGACACCCGUGCCCCAGAGGAUAAAUCCAUCAAAACUGAGAACUUUUCUUCAAAUGAGUAUUCUUUGUCUUCGGAUGCAGAAGCCUUUUUUUCUCACAGUCAGGACAGCCCUCAGAAUCCUACUGCCACUUUGCAACAAUCGGUGUUUCAUCAGGCAUCUGAACUCGUGAACCACAUAGGCAAGCAUUUAGACAACAUUGAAUUUCAUACAGAUUUUCCCGAAUCUCAAAGGGCAGAACAGUCAGAGAGCUUAGAUUCCAUUCCAAGGGAGAAAGAAAUUAACCUGCCACCAAACAUGUUUUCUGCUGUUCAGACUGGAAAUCCCACUGCUUCAUUCCCCACCACUCAGUCUGGUGCUCCUGAAACCAGCAGCGCUGCUCUUCCUCCUCUGCCUGCAAGUACCGCCCAGCUGGAAUUUCAUACGACCCCUCUGCAUCCUCGUGUUGCUAAACCUGCCAUCACCCCCACCACAGCUACCUCUCCUCCUGCCACAGCCUCUGCAGCUAAACCUGGUACCCCUGUCACCAGCAUCGCUGCUGGUCCUCUUUCCACUCCCACAACUUCUACGACCAAGCGAGUGACCCCAAACUCCAGACCUGCUGCUGCUCCAUCAGGGCUCAGGACUCCAGCCGUGUCUCCUGAGCCAACAGCUCUCUCUCGCAAUCACAUCAGCCACGGAACCCUCCCCUCUUUUUCAGAUUCCAUUCUCUCUGCUGGCGGUUCCCCCGCAUCUCCCCAAAACGACCUUCAGGGUGAUGACGCGCCUGACUCAGAAAUCCACCUGUCAGAGGGUGUUCUGGGAGGGAAAGGUGCUGUUCAGCUGGGGGAGAAAAGCAGCCUUGUGGCAGCUUUGCUUUUUGGGGUGGUGUUCUUGUUGCUAGUUAUUGCGCUGACAGGGAAGAAAAUCCACGAGUCUCUUCAGAAGAGGCAUUAUACCAGGCUGGAUUACCUGAUCAAUGGAAUGUACGCUGAUGCCUGAUGGGGAGAGGGAAUAACAUUUUAGGGAGCACCUCAUUUUUGAGAGGGCAACUCUGAAAUGGAACAGUAGAUGCUGAAAUCUCAGAAGAGGAUGGAUUCCUUUUCUCUCCUCUAAUAGAAAAGCAGAAGGCGGGAUAUGGGUUUGGUGGGGAAAAGAAAUUGCUCUUUCUAUGCUGAACUAUAACGUCUAUCAUUUUUGAUUUAUACUAAAUCCUGAAAAUAAACACUCAAAUCCAAGUUAAUCUAAGAAGGUCUUAUAUUUAAGGAGAAAAAGCAUUCCAUGAGCUUAAUUUGUACCGUGACAAGAUUAGUGAAAUAGAAGUUUUAUAAUAAAUUGAGUACCUGUGCA
This is a messenger RNA of Empidonax traillii (willow flycatcher), 1695 nucleotides long. It is a transcript of the gene MANSC1, whose product is annotated as MANSC domain containing 1. The record is from RefSeq and is a predicted model, not a curated record. The transcript has 3 exons. The coding region runs from base 10 to 1347 and encodes 445 amino acids. NCBI's taxonomy places the organism in Eukaryota, Metazoa, Chordata, Aves, Passeriformes, Tyrannidae.